Pomacea canaliculata is the source of this 1866-nucleotide messenger RNA. RefSeq lists its product as uncharacterized. The transcript is spliced from 4 exons. Gene Ontology annotation, molecular function: G protein-coupled peptide receptor activity. Gene Ontology annotation, biological process: G protein-coupled receptor signaling pathway. Gene Ontology annotation, cellular component: membrane. The coding region runs from base 1 to 1866 and encodes 621 amino acids. NCBI's taxonomy places the organism in Eukaryota, Metazoa, Mollusca, Gastropoda, Architaenioglossa, Ampullariidae. The record is from RefSeq and is a predicted model, not a curated record.
AUGAAUGCGACUGUGGACGUGACAACCUUUGUGGAAGCAAAUGUGACAGCAGGCAACAGGCAAAGCCUCAGCUAUGUCCUCAGUGCCAGGGAACGACAGAUUGUGGAAGCUGUCUUCUAUGCUGGUCUUACCACCCUUGUGUGUCUGGUGGGCAUACCCAACAACAUCAUCAACUGCCUGGUGUUCUGGCGACAGGUUUCAUUCCAAGCUAGGAUGGUUGUGAUUGCAGAAAAGAAACACUGGCUUUUCCUCCCGACACGAUUUUACCGUGACAACGGUAAGUUCUUCAACACUUUGAUAUACACCGUGCUUGGCGCUGCAUUUCCUGUGUCCACCUUCUUAGUGGUGACAGUGAUGACAACUGUCACAGUCAUAAGACUGAGAGCUGCCAUGAAGUGGCGAAAGAAAACAAGUUCUACUACUAGUGACACUGUCGGUCAGCAGGUGGCGCUGACAGUCAUGCUAGUGACUGUUUCCUGUAUUCAAAUUGUGACACUGGCGCCGUCAGUGGUUUGGGAACUAGUCUUGUAUUUCAUGAUGAAUCUUUUCUCCACUGAACCGUUUUAUGAACUGUUUAAGGCCUUGAGUGCCGUCGGAAAUGUCUUUCCUGAAAUAAACAGUUCGGUAAACUUCUUUGUCUAUUAUACUCGUUCGUCCCGAUUUCGGGCGACCGUUAACCAGAUCUUUGCCAAAAAGAAAGAUUUGGUUAUGUGUAUAAGUAAUGUGGGUCUUUUACUUGUAACUGUCAAUAGGCGCAGUCUGCGUAUCCGAGAUGGGCCAUGGAGUCCUCGAAGGUUUAGGGAGGGAAACGUGACUUCAGAAGUUGUUUCAGGUUGGAGUGUUGUCAGUCGUGAGGUUCGUGAGGUUGUAGAGGCGGUAUUUUACGCCGGUUUAUCAACACUAGUAUGCAUCAUUGGCAUCCCCACCAACAUCAUCAACAUCGUUGUGUUCUGGCACCAGGGCCUUAGAGACCGCAUGAACCUCUGUCUUUUUGCCCUCGCCCUCGUGGACUGUGUUUAUCUAUUAUGUGAAUUCAUCAUGUACCCUAUAGGUUCUUUUAUAAUUUUUUACGACAGUGCGCUUGGCAAUGAAUAUCAAACAAAAUUUAUUGCGGCGUUGUUUGGAGUUUCUUCAACAUUCCGAUCGACCUCGAGGUUCAUCGGUGUCAUCAUCGCCGUGGAGAGGUGCGUAUGUGUGGUAUCUCCGCUUAUAGCAUCGACGAUCAUGAAGACAAGCGCUAUGGCGAUAACGAUUUUCACCGCUUUUCUCUUUUUUCAGUCCUGUUAUGUUUUCCAUCCACUUUCUUUUCAAGCUCAGUCUGUCGUGAUAGGAGGUGAAACGUACUGGAUGUUUCUUAGAACAGACUUUGAAAUCCAAAACGAGAAGCUCGUUCAGUCUUUGUUAUUCACGGUUCUCGGUUUCUUUAUUCCUGUUACUUCGCUUUUUAUAGUGACAGUAGCGACUUUGAUCACAGUUCACAGACUGAGAGCCGCCAUGGCGUGGCGGAGGAAGACAAGCUCCACUACUAGUGACAGUGUUAGCCAACAGGAGGCGCUGACAGCGAUGCUUGUGAUUGUCUCGGGCAUCCACAUCGCCACCCUUGUUCCUUCUGUCACUUGGGAGCUGGCUUUGUAUUUUACAGCCAAUUUAUUUGCUGAAUCUUCCUUGUGGGAACUUAUGAAAACCGUCAGUGCUAUUGCCAACGUCUUUCCAGAAAUCAACAGUGCUGUUACCUUUUUUGUCUAUUAUUUUCGCUCUUCUCGGUUUCGAAGCAUUUUGCAUCCAACAUCCAGGAAAGCCGAUACCAAAACAGCUUCCUCGGUAUUCACCAAAGAUACUGUGUUACAGAAAGACAUUCAAAAGUAG